Messenger RNA from Microthlaspi erraticum, 1185 nucleotides. The record is from the annotation of a GenBank genome assembly. NCBI's taxonomy places the organism in Eukaryota, Viridiplantae, Streptophyta, Magnoliopsida, Brassicales, Brassicaceae.
AUGGGGAAGAAGAGCAAGAGAACUCCAGACGAGGCUGAGCUGGAAUCGGAGCUAGACCUGAAGACAAGAGUAGACGGAGACUCUAAAAAGAAGAAGCAGAAGAAGAAGAGAAGCCAUGGCGAUCCGGAGAUGGAACCGGAGCAAAAGAUGAGCCUCGACGGAGACGUGAAGAAGGAGAAGAAGAAGAAAAAGAAGAGCAAAAGCCAAGAUGAGGAGGUUGAGCUUGAGCCGGAGCAAAUUAAAACCCAAGAGGAAGUAAAGCAAAAUGUAGAAGAAAAGAAAAACGACGAGAGACCCACUGUUAGUAUAGCAAUAGCUGGUUCCAUCAUCCACAACACUCAAUCACUCGAGCUCGCCUCACGCCUCGCCGGCCAAAUUUCUCGUGCCGCCACAAUUUUCCGAAUCGACGAGAUUGUAGUGUUCGACAAUAAGAGCAGCUCAGAAAUCGACGCUGAUAGCAGUGAAAGUGGUGCCUCGUUUCUGGUUCGUAUCUUGAAGUAUCUAGAGACACCACAAUAUUUGAGGAAAUCUCUCUUCCCCAAGCAAAACGAUCUUAGAUAUGUGGGUAUGUUGCCACCUGUUGAUGCUCCUCACCAUCUGCGUAAGCACGAGUGGGAACAAUACCGUGAAGGUGUGACUCUGAAUGAAAAGGCUCCAAUAUCUGAGGGUACAAUGGUUGAUGUGGGCUUAAGCAAGAGUGUUGUUGUUGAUCAAGUGCUUAGUCCAGGAGUUAGAGUCACGGUAGCCAUGGGAACCAACCGCGAUUUAGAUUUGGUACGCCAGAUUGUUCCGUCCUCUAAGCCAAGGGAAGAAGCGGGAAUGUAUUGGGGAUACAAAGUACGAUAUGCAUCACACUUGAGUUCAGUAUUCAAAGAAUGCCCUUUCGAGGGUGGUUACGAUUAUUUGAUUGGUACCUCGGAGCACGGCCUGGUGAUCAGUUCAUCAGAGCUGAAAAUACCAACAUUUAGGCACCUAUUGAUUGCAUUUGGUGGACUUGCUGGGCUUGAAGAAAGUGUUGAAGAAGAUAAUCAGUAUAAGGGCAAAAACGUUCGAGAAGCGUUUGAUAUAUACUUGAAUACUUGUCCACAUCAAGGGAGCCGAACCAUUCGAACAGAGGAAGCGAUGUUUAUAUCACUUCAGUACUUCCAAGAACCCAUUGACAGGGCAGUGAAAAGACUUGAUUGA